AACCAGACUCAGUCGCCACCGUUAACUCUUUGAAACUGGACGCAGCGAGCGGCAAAAGAAGGAAAUAAAACAUAAUAACACAAUUCAAACGCGCUCGCGCCAAAUUCAGAAAAAUUAAACACAAAUUUGAGAGAUUUAAAAAAAAAUUUAAGCAAACAAAUUAUAAAUUUUUAACGCAAGAGCUAAGACCCAGAUAAGUGCAGUGUGACCCAUAAGCAAGUUAAACCAAACCCAAAUUGGAGCAGUGUCAGUGCGUGAGUGCCCCCUGAUAACUGUUAACUUAAAGCAACUCCCCCUCCGCCCCAACCCAACCCAACCCACCCGUAGUUGUAUGUGAACCGGCGAUCCAAUGAAAAUGGAAGAUCCCACCAUCGCCGAGUCAUACCUGCAGGAAUUUAAUUUGGAUCAUUUGGGCGAAGGCGUGGCCGGCAACACGGUAACAACCCUAACGCCGGUGACCGUUGCCGCCAUUGGGCAUGUAAAGCGCGAGGAUCACAGUCCACCACAGCCGGCCAAAUGGACGACAGUGCAUGGCCCUGAGCCGCCAGCGGAUGAUGAGACGGAACCGCCUCCAAUGCCACUGCCACUGCCACUACCCGUUGCUGUACCGGAAGCGGCCGGAGCUGACGGCUCCCAGCUGGCUUCUGUAUCGCACAUAAAGCUGCGCUCCUUUUCGGGACAUCAGUGGCACAUAGACGAGCGGCGCUUGCAGCCGCUGAGCCCGCCGCCCGAGGGCUAUGUGGGCGAUCCCGUUGGUGGUCAAGCUGUGUUGGUUAACACCGCCGCUUCUGCCGCUGCCGCUACUGUGCCUGGCGGCGUGCCCUCCACACCGCCAGAGACACCACCCGUGGUGGGCUCACCCACGGGCAGCAGCAGCUGCCCCAGUCAGGCAUAUGCGCAUCAUUAUCAUGCCGGACGCGCCAAUCCCGGCGCCAAUGUGGCCGCCGUGGGUCUCAGUCAGGAGAUGAUGUGGCUGCCCAAUUCGAUGCGUGCCGAUCAACAGCCGCUAGAUUUGCGUCCGCUUGCCUGUCCCGGCACACAGGAGGAGGCCGAGGAGUGGGAGCGUCAAAGGGAGUAUGCCAUGCAUGCCGCCGCUGCGGCGGCACAUCAUCAUCAUGGACAUCCGCUGAUGCAGAGCCACCAUCAUCAUCAUGCCCAGACAAGGCAUAUGCAGGCACAACAUCCCCCGCAUCAUGCCCAUCAUCAUUUUCACAGUCUGGAGCACGCGCUGCCCAUUAAUAUGCACUCGAACUCCGCCAACUCGUAUGCGGGCAGUCCUGGCCCUGUUACCGGUGGUGCCCCCGGCAGCCUAUGUCAGACGCUCACCAAUUGUGGGCCACAGCUGCCCUCAGCUUGCAGCAGCAGCGGAGCCAGCAGCGCCUCCAAUUCACGUGGCUGUGUACGCUCCAUUCUGCAGCCCUGCCGCCCGCUCUCGGCGAGCUCGUCGCGUAGCUCUAACAAUUCGCCACGCACCUGCUCCGGUGCCUACAGCAAUGCCACGCUGGAGGAUUGCAUCAAUGAUGACAUGCUGACCACGUUGACUGUGAGAGAGCUCAAUAAACGCCUGCACGGCUGCCCACGGGAGGAGGUAGUGCGUCUGAAGCAGAAGCGGCGCACGCUAAAGAAUCGUGGGUAUGCACAGAAUUGCCGCUCCAAGCGGCUGCAUCAGCGCCACGAACUGGAGAAGGCCAACCGCCAGCUCAACCAGGAUCUGCAUCGACUCAAGAUGGAGUAUUCGCGCGUUUGCCAGGAACGCGACGCACUGAUGCUGCGCCUCCAGCAGCAGAGAACUGGCGCCGCCGCCGGCGCGGACAGUCAAAGCUCACCGGAGUUCUAUCUAUGACGCCAACUGGCGGCGGCUCCAACGGCUUCCACCUCAAAUAACUCGCAUCCGCUGCAGCAGCAGCAGCAGCAGCAGCCUCAGUCGCAGUCACAGUCGCUGCCGCCGCAUCGUGCCUCGCAUUCUCAUCCGCAUUCGCAGUGGCCGCCACAGCAGGUGGUUAACUAAUCUGAUCUGGUAAAUGACGCCAAAAUAGUCCACAAGUGAAAAGGGUUCCCCAACAAAUUUGAACUACAUAUUCAAAAUCCCGUUAAUAUAAGACACAUUUCGUACAUACAGUUUCCCUGGGACCGUACUAUAGUUUCCUAAAUAAUAUCCCGUUAACAAUAUUUGCUAUUAUAUCAUAUUUUACUAUGGUAUCUUUUCGAAAAUGUUUUUCAAAUAAUAUAUUUUCAAGCAAACCCCCAAGAAAUUAAAAUAUGGUUUAGCCCACAAAUAAAUACUUUGUUCUAUAGUUUUGAUUGUCUACAAAAAUUGUUUUCAAAAUCAUUUUAUCCCUAAUGUCUAAAAACUUGAAAAAAGAUAGAAAGAAAUUCAAAAUAAUUUCCCAAAAAUAUCCUUAAAAUAAAAAAAAGCCUAAAGAAUACACAAUAUAUGAAGCUUAGCUUACACAUGAAAUCACUUUAAAUCAUCUUUGAUUAUAUAAACUUUUCCCAAAAAUUAUAGCUCAAAGAAAACUUAAAAAAUAAAUAAAAAGAAUGCAGGGAACAAUAUCAGGUUUCCUUAACAUUUUUUUAUAUUUAUAUUUAAAUAGGGUGUACCUAUAUUUUUGAAUUUUUUUUCAUGCCUUUUAAUAAGUUCCAUACUAAACCACGUUUUGGAAAACUUGUUAAAAUUUAGUUAUUAAAUUAUAAUUUAAUUAAUAUUUUCAUAUGUGGAUUAUUUCAGAGCGUCCCCCUUAUCAAUUUACUACUGCAAAAAAAGGUAUUUUCAUGCAUUUAUAAACCUCAGAAUUCAUUUAAACAAAUCGUUUUCACUUUCAAUUUGUGACAAUAAAAUAUUUCCAAAUAAUUUUGUAAGUUCUUGUUAAGUUAUCGAUCGAUGCGAUACGAAUCGAUUUAAAUCGAACAUUGGCUGAUAAUUGGCUGUCGUAUAGGGAGAGAGAGAGAAAGAGAGAGAGAGAGAGAGAGAGAGAGAGAGAGAGUGGAGAUCGCACACCCCGAACACUUAGUUCAAAUUAUUGAUUAUGAAUUGUAGAAAAAAGGAAUUUAAACAUAAAACAAACAUUUUUGUCAGCUACUGAUUAAUGAUCAAUCGACCGAUCGCAACAUUGUAUUACAAAUUACGAGUUAGUAACACACGCUUAUUUGUUGAUUAGUUAUAGCUUUAGUUUUUUCUAGUAUUAAGUGAGAGAUGACAACAACAACCAAAAUAUCGUAUACCCUAUACAUAGGGUUAGACUAAAUAGCUGUAUAGCAUGUUUCAUAGCAGACGCUUUCAUUUGGUUUCCAUAUCACAAACACAUACACAUACACACACACACACACACGCAUACACACUCCUGUAAUACCCUGCAAAUGCAAUAAAAAAAGAUAUAUAAGAAAAACUAUAAACUAAAGGUUGUAUUAUGUUUUAAACACAAGCACUUGAAACAGUUGAAAAUACUAAUGAAAACCAAGUCCUAUAAAUGUAAUUAAAUCAAUGAAAAACAAAAAAAAAACAAAUAUUGUAAAUACAAAUCAAAUUGUAUAAAUUCUAAGCUAAACAUUCGAU
Drosophila montana is the source of this 3553-nucleotide messenger RNA. RefSeq names its product traffic jam (gene tj). Bases 350 to 1843 code for a protein of 497 amino acids. Lineage: Eukaryota; Metazoa; Arthropoda; Insecta; Diptera; Drosophilidae. The transcript has a single exon. The record is from RefSeq and is a predicted model, not a curated record. Gene Ontology annotation, molecular function: DNA-binding transcription factor activity, RNA polymerase II-specific; RNA polymerase II cis-regulatory region sequence-specific DNA binding. Gene Ontology annotation, cellular component: nucleus. Gene Ontology annotation, biological process: regulation of transcription by RNA polymerase II.